GCCUGAGAAACAUCAGGAGAACCAAAGAGAAGUGCUCGUUCGCUUGUUCGAGGACCAGGAAGCAAAAUGUCGGAGCGGAAAGUUUUAAACAAAUACUACCCACCUGACUUUGACCCGUCGAAGAUCCCAAAACUCAAGCUACCCAAGGACCGGCAGUAUGUGGUGCGGCUGAUGGCCCCCUUCAACAUGAGGUGUAAGACAUGUGGAGAAUACAUCUACAAGGGGAAAAAGUUCAAUGCACGCAAGGAAACUGUCCAGAACGAGGCAUACCUGGGCCUGCCCAUCUUCCGAUUCUACAUCAAGUGCACACGCUGCUUGGCCGAGAUCACCUUCAAGACAGACCCAGAGAACACUGACUAUACCAUGGAGCACGGGGCCACACGCAACUUCCAGGCUGAGAAGCUUCUGGAGGAGGAGGAGAAGCGGGUGCAGAAGGAGCGUGAGGAUGAGGAGCUGAACAACCCCAUGAAGGUCCUAGAAAACCGCACCAAGGACUCAAAGCUGGAAAUGGAGGUGCUGGAAAACCUUCAGGAGCUAAAGGACCUGAACCAGCGGCAGGCCCAUGUGGACUUUGAGGCCAUGCUGUUGCAGCACCGCCUGUCACAGGAGGAGCGGAGACAGCAGCAGGAGGAGGAAGACGAGCGAGAGACUGCGGCCUUGCUGGAGGAGGCUCGCCACUGUAGGCUUUUAGAAGAUUCCGACUCAGAGGACGAGGCUCCACCUUCCCGACCAUUGGCAGCCACAAGACUCAACCCCACGGCCAUCCUCAACGAGGUUCCAAAGGCCAAAAGGAAGGCAGAAGGCCUAAGCAGCAGAGCACAGCUAGCUGCCUUGGUUGUGCCGAAGAAGGUGAAGAUGGAAGCCAAUGGGGGCUCAGAGCAAGUCCAGGUGCCCACCUCGGGUGCCCAAGAGAGCAGGAAGGCAGCUGACCCUACACCCCAGACACCUGGUGCCUCCUCCCUGAGCCAGCUGGGUGCAUAUGGGGACAGCGAGGACAGUGACAGCUGAGCCCCCCAUGGUGGCAUCAUAGACCCAAGAAGCCAGAGGAGAUGGGAUCAAGUGAAACACCGUCAGCAAAGGCCUCAGACCGCGUCUGCCCUGGCAGGGUGUGGGAAAGCACACAUGGACAGACAGCUGGGUCCACUCCUCCAUUUCUUGAUUUAUGCUGAGCCUGUUGGCCCCGUCCCUUCCUGCCAAGGAUCUGAACACUCUGUGACAUGGGGCAGAGUGUAGGGCCCCCGGGGACCAUCUCCCAACCACACACACAAAGUCUGGGCCUCCACCGGCAACACAGUAGCACUGUGUGAAAAGAAAGAAGAAAUAGAAAAUCAAUUGAAAAACAGAACCACGUGGAGAGAAGCUGCCUGACUGCAGAGGCCCACAGCCCGGCAUAAACCUGCCCGCCCGCAGAGGGCCGUACGUUGAACUUCUGCCACAUGCCCUGGGCCUGGACCCUUAGCCUUUGUUCUGGUACUAUAAGACAGUUACCAAGGCUGAAUCUGUUGUAUAGAACACAGUGGGCCAGGUGCGGAGUGGGGGUGGGGAGGCAUGUUUAUGUAGCCAGGGCUAGUCUCCACCCCACCAUUGCUGGUAUUAGAGCCAUGAACCACCAAGCUGA
This is a messenger RNA of Psammomys obesus (fat sand rat), 1618 nucleotides long. RefSeq names its product YJU2 splicing factor homolog (gene Yju2). The transcript is spliced from 8 exons. Gene Ontology annotation, biological process: mRNA splicing, via spliceosome. The record is from RefSeq and is a predicted model, not a curated record. NCBI's taxonomy places the organism in Eukaryota, Metazoa, Chordata, Mammalia, Rodentia, Muridae. The coding region runs from base 67 to 1008 and encodes 313 amino acids. Gene Ontology annotation, cellular component: U2-type catalytic step 1 spliceosome.